Molecule: messenger RNA, 454 nt
Organism: Nicotiana tabacum (common tobacco)
Lineage: Eukaryota; Viridiplantae; Streptophyta; Magnoliopsida; Solanales; Solanaceae
Source: RefSeq, a predicted model, not a curated record
AGAAUCAUAAGAGAAAAUAGUAACUGUUGAAGGAGAAGAAAUAGAAGAGGAGACCUCUGGAGAUGAAGAUCUUAUGUUGAAACCAAGACAAGAAGAAGCUUCAAGAGAAGAAGAAGAAGAAGAAGAGGCAGAGGCAGAAAGAAGAAAAAAGAAAAUGAAUGACAAUGCACCUUCUCAAUCUGUUAAGGCUUGGACGUUUGAAGCCUUACCUCAAUUACGGCCAAACGAUUAUCCAAAAGAGAGGACUUUGCCGAGGAUGAAGAGGUGGUUAUUUGAAAAAGUAGAAAAAGACAGGCUCGAUCCAUUUCAGAUCAAAGAUGAUCCGGUGGUGUGCCCUUUUCUUUACCCUACAAAGGCUGAAAAGAGGGAGGCUUACAUCCAAAAUCUUAUUAUUUUACCAGAUAAAGAGACAUGAUAAUAGAUAGCCUAAAUAAAGGGUUGGAUAGAGUGACAG